AUGUCGUUCGCCACCACCCCCGCAGCGAAGGACACCAAGUUGCAGAUUGCGGGCAUCAAGAAGUUCGACGGUAAUAACUACGAGCGGUGGAUCUUCGAUGUCAAGCUCGUUCUCCAGUACAACAUGGCCUGGAACAUCACCAUCGGCAUUGAGACCGAACCCGAUGGACGGCCUAUUUUACUAUCGGCGCCUGCCUUUGAGGAUGAAAAGACUGCCAACAUGAAGUUCAAGGCCUACGAAGAGCCGCAUGAGCUGUGGGAAACGAUCAAGAUAGACCAGGCCGCCAAGAUGGGGAACAAUGCCUACGAGAUUCGUAAUGAGCUCAACGAAAUACGCCUCUCGGAUGUGGGAAGUGUGCGAGUCUACGCACAGCAGAUCCAGCAUGAUAUCCAGGAGCUGUUUAUAUUAGAAUCUUUGGAUAGAAAGCCCAACGAGGUUCUACGCAUGUUGCUCGUCCGAGAGACCGAGGUGCAGAAGAAGCUCCAGAUUCCUGCAGGUAAGUCCGUUUACAACAAGGGCAACAAAAGACCGAGGCACGGUCACACCACGUGGAACAAUAAGAAGUGCACAUACUGUCAUCAGGAUGGCCAUGACGUGUCUGAGUGCUUCCGUCAGAAGUGAGGUCACCCCCCGGGUUACAACCAUCAGGCUUGAAACGGAUGAGAUGAUCGGAUUUGGACGGCUGCUGGCUAAGAUAGUGGGGGGAUGCUUUCAAGACACGAGGAACCUAAAAAUCAAAGACGAC
This is a messenger RNA of Tricharina praecox, 745 nucleotides long. RefSeq lists its product as uncharacterized. Lineage: Eukaryota; Fungi; Ascomycota; Pezizomycetes; Pezizales; Pyronemataceae. Bases 1 to 621 code for a protein of 206 amino acids. The transcript is spliced from 3 exons. The record is from RefSeq and is a predicted model, not a curated record.